Messenger RNA from Meloidogyne enterolobii, 474 nucleotides. NCBI's taxonomy places the organism in Eukaryota, Metazoa, Nematoda, Chromadorea, Rhabditida, Meloidogynidae. The record is from the annotation of a GenBank genome assembly.
GGGAUUCCCUUCCUUCAGAAAUUGAAUGUAAAAAAAGAAUGUGAUUUUCUUUCAGCAGAACUUCCAAAUGAAUGUCCAGUUAAUCCUUCUUGGAUAUCUUAUGGAAAUAGAUUGGAAAGUGCUACGACUAGAAUGAAGGGUGUUGCUUUGGAAAUUAAUAUUAAAUUUAAAGAUGGAUUUUCUUCCCCUUUACAUACAGGAAAAAUAACUAAUGAAAAUCCUUUGGGUAAAAUAUCAAUAGAAGUUUCUCUUCAAUGUAAAGGAAAAUGUCAAUUUUAUAUUGUUCAGAAAAUAGAAAAAGAAAAUUCCCAACAAUUUAUUUUUCCUGAAAAAGAAGAAAAUCUUCAAUUAUUAAAAAUGUUAACUGGAAGUUUUACAAAUAAUUUACUUGUAUUACCAAUUUUAAAUUCUUUUCCAAUUCAUUUAUUAAUUGCUUUUACGAGAACUAAUGCAAUUUGGAAGUGCUGCUUUUGA